Messenger RNA from Drosophila rhopaloa, 637 nucleotides. RefSeq lists its product as uncharacterized. Lineage: Eukaryota; Metazoa; Arthropoda; Insecta; Diptera; Drosophilidae. The coding region runs from base 44 to 637 and encodes 197 amino acids. The record is from RefSeq and is a predicted model, not a curated record. The transcript has 4 exons.
AAUUCUAAGUUUGUAUGAUUAAAGUCCUUACAUUUAGAUAUUCAUGGCCAUAUCCGUGCCACUUACUUUGAAGAAUCGCAAUGUCUUCCUGUCGUAUAAUUACGAAUUUAAUUACUAUCAGCCCGAGCAUGUCUACAAGUACCCUCCGAUAUUGAUGGGUAACGAUUGGGAGGAUAGUUAUUUGACGUAUGGUACGACUGGAGGUGUGGAUAGUAGCAGCAGUAGCAGUAGAUCCUUUCCUUUUGUAUAUAAUAACGAUACAAAAAAGCUUCGACCUAGGCGCUCUUUGCCGAUCAUGAGUCGAACGAACUUCUAUAUAAUGCUCGAGGAUAAACUGGAGAGAUCAGGCUAUUCUGCCAAGCCGUGUCUCCUUCGCUUAAUUUGCGAAACCAAUGCCUCAACACUUGGCCAAGUCAAUGGACUCUUAGGCAGCAUAGUGCAUAUCAUAUUCACACCCAGCAGCUCGAGUGACGAGAAUUUGGACAAAGAUUAUUACCAAGCCGAAUGGGAUGGCCAUCGGCAUGGAGACUGCUCAUCUUAUGCGAGUCAAUGCGAAGAGAAUGUCUUGGACCUGAUCUCAAGGCCGUUGUACGAUGUUCUUCGGGAAACUAUGGACAGACGGAAUGGAGGGCAAUAA